Messenger RNA from Pteropus alecto (black flying fox), 3474 nucleotides. RefSeq names its product RNA exonuclease 1 homolog (gene REXO1). The record is from RefSeq and is a predicted model, not a curated record. NCBI's taxonomy places the organism in Eukaryota, Metazoa, Chordata, Mammalia, Chiroptera, Pteropodidae. The transcript is spliced from 16 exons. Gene Ontology annotation, molecular function: exonuclease activity; nucleic acid binding. The annotation marks the transcript as partial. Gene Ontology annotation, cellular component: nucleus.
CCACCUUACAGAGGAGGACACAGGCCCAGAGAUGGGAAGCCACUCGCCUCUGUACACGUAGCUGGGCUUGGCUAUGACCCGUACAACCCGGAGCUGCCCAAGCCCCCCGCACAGAGGGAGAAUGGCGUCCUGGGCAGAGGGGACGAGCCCCGCUCAGACAUCCUGGAGCUGGAGCUGGUCAACCAGGCCAUCGAGGCCGUGCGCUCCGAGGUGGAGAUGGAGCAGCGGCGGUACCAGGAGCUCCUGGAGACGGCCCGUGAGCACAUCUCAGCCGAGGUCCCCGCCCUGGCGCCCCACGGUCCCGCCGCCGGCCUGGACGAGGACACCUUUCCCCUGUCCUUCGAGUACAGCCCUGGCGGCUGUGACCUGUUGAGCCCCGACGCCGGCUACCAGCCCACCCCGCUGGCUGCCCCUGCCGAGGCGGGCAGCAAGUACUCGCUGGCCGCUCUGGACCGGGCUCAGGGUCAUGGCGGAGGGGGCAGCAGUGCCCUGGAGUAUGUCCCCAAGGCGGUGAGCCAGCCCCGGCGGUAUAGCCGCCCGGUGUCCAGCGGCAAGUACGUGGUGGAUGACUCGAAGCCGUCCACAGACCUGGAGUAUGACCCGCUGUCCAACUUCUCCGCCCGGCUGCUCGGCGGGGCCAGCUCCAGGGAUGGCCGGGCCCCCAAGCGGCCUCGGGGCUCCCGCGGCAGCAGUGAGCCCUACAUGCCCGUGCUCAAGAAGCCCUGUGACCCCUUUGGGGGCUGCGAGGCCCGGUUCUCCGACUCAGAUGAUGACGCUGCCACGGCAACAGGGAAACAGCCUGUCACCGCCAGUCCCCCAAGGGCCCAGGCGGGGGCCGAGAGCAAAGGCCCCAAGAAGCCGGGCUCCAGGGAGAGCCAGGAGCCUGAGGACGGUGGCCUGCGGGAGACCAAGGAGAUGGCCGUGCAGUACGACGUGGGGGACCUCGGGCAGCCUCCCAAGGGCCCUGGUGGGGCGUCCCCGGCCAAGCCUGACUUCCCGGCCAUCGCCUCGCAAGAGCACAGUGGCCCCAAGGAGGGGAGACCCAAGAAGAAAAAUGGGGUGCCGCCGGUCCCCAGCCCUAGGGACAGUGGCCGGAAGACAGACAGGGGUGAGGACAGAGAGCAUGGGAAGCUGGCCGGGAAGCCCUGUGCCGGCAAGAAGGGCCCGCAGGCUGGCAGCCACCAGCGCAAGGGGGAGCGGCCCCAAGGGACCAAGAAAAAGCCAUCUCUGGCCACCUCGGUGGCCAGCUCAGGGAAAGGCCGGCCCGACCGGCCGGGGUUGCAGCCAAGCCCCACGCGUGGGGAUGCCCCCCAGCUGCCAGACAGGACAGGCGGAAAGGCCCCGCCGGGGAAGCUGGCGGAGCGGAAGGCCUGCUCACUGGACGAGGGCGCCUCCCAGGCCGCCCCGAAGCUGCCGAGGAGGACCCUGAGCCACGUGGACCUCUUCGGGGAUGAGAGCGAGGACGAGGAGCCAGGGCCCAGAGCGCCCGGACUGCGGGCCCCUGCCCUCCCCAGCCUCAGCUCCAGCUCAGACUCGGACUCUGACUCCAGCCUGGGCCUCGUGGCCACACGGGGGCCACACAAGCGCCUCAAGGCCACCCCGCCCCCCUCGCCUGGCCGGGCCUCCCCCUCGUCCUCCCCCUCAUCCUCGGGGGCGGGCACAGACGUGGACUACGCGGCCCUGGAGAAGGAGGUCGACUUCGACUCGGACCCUAUGGAGGAGUGCCUGCGCAUUUUCAACGAGUCCACCUGCGUCAAGACGGAGGAUAGGGGCCGGCUGGCCCGGCAGCCCCCCAAGAAAGAGAAGGUCGAGGAUCGGGAGCCGUCGGGCCUGAGCACUCUGUUUCCCGGGCAGAGGAGGAGGGUGUCGCACCUCUCCAGGCACGGCAAGGAGCCGGAGCCCGGGAGAAGAGUCCCGGUGCCCCCCGCCCGGCCGCCCACGGCCCAGGAGGUGUGCUACCGGCGGGCUCAGCAGGCGCAGAGGGAGUCAGCCGGCUGGCUGCAGGCUGCCCAGCGGCCGGCUGAGAAGCCGUCCUCUGUCCACCUCUCAGCCCCCGGUGAGAAAAGGAGGACAGCCCACGUCCCCAACCCUCGCCUGGCUGCAGCCCCCACAGGCGCCAAGAGAACCCUCGCAGCCAGCAGCAGCCAGCCUCCCAAUGGCCUCGAGCCAGGCAGCCAGCCCCUGAAGACGCGAACGCUGUCGGGCAUGGCGUCCAAGACCACCAGCACCGUCACCCCCAAGCGUGUGGCGCACAGCCCCUCGUUACAGAGUUUAAAGAAGCCCGUUAUCCCAAAAGAGUUUGGGGGCAAAGUCCCCACCGUCAUCCGCCAACGCUAUCUCAACCUGUUUAUUGAGGAGUGUCUCAAGUUCUGUCCCUCCAACCAAGAAGCCAUAGAGAAGGCGCUGAACGAGGAGAAGGCGGCCUAUGACCGCAGCCCCAGCAAGAACAUCUACCUGAACCUGGCUGUGAACACGCUCAAGAAGCUGCGGGGCCUGGGCCCGAGCAGCGUUCCGGGCCUCAGCAAAAGCGGUGGCCGCAGGGUCGUGUCCCAUGAGGUGGUGCUGGGGGGCAAGUUGGCCGCCAAGACCAGCUUCUCUAUCAGCCGCCCGACCAGCCCGCGGGUGGAGGACCUGAAAGGGGCGGCCCUGUAUGGACGCCUCAGGGACUACUUGCUCACCGAGGACCAGCUCAAAGAGAAUGGCUACCCCUUCCCGCACCCCGGGCGGCCGGGCGGCGCCGUCAUCUUCACGGCCGAGGACAAGCCUCCCAAAGAUUCCUCCUGCAGGGUCUGCUGCCGCUGUGGCACGGAGUACCUCGUGUCUCCCUCGGGCCGCUGCGUGCGCGACGAGGAGUGUCACUACCACUGGGGGCGGCCCCGCCGGAACCGAGCGGCUGGCGGCUGGGAGACUCAGUACAUGUGCUGUUCGGCUGCCAUCGGCGCCGCUGGUUGUCAGGUUGCCAAGCAACACGUGCAGGAUGGACGCAAGGAAAACUUGGAGGGGUUCGUGAAGACCUUUGAUAAGGAGCUUCCGGAAGACGCUCACCCUGGAAUCUACGCCCUUGACUGUGAGAUGUCCUACACUACGUACGGCCUGGAGCUGACACGUGUCACGGUGGUGGACACCGACAUGCAGGUCGUCUACGACACCUUUGUCAAGCCGGACAACGAGAUCGUUGACUACAACACGAGGUUUUCAGGGGUGACCGAGGCCGACCUCGCCGACACGAGCAUCUCGCUCCGGGACGUCCAGGCUGUCCUGCUCAGCAUGUUUAGUGCCGACACCAUCCUCAUCGGACACAGCCUGGAGAGCGACCUGCUGGCCUUGAAGAUCAUCCACAGCACCGUGGUGGACACGGCGGUGCUCUUUCCGCACCGCCUGGGCCUGCCCUACAAACGCUCCCUGCGCAACCUCAUGGCCGACUACCUCAGACAGAUCAUCCAGGACAACGUGGACGGGCACAGCUCCAGCGAG